GCGAACGACAGAUUAGUUGAAAACGCCGAGGCAGCAACAGCUCAUAGAAAGCGGCAAUAGCAGCAAAAUUUUUGUGAACGCGCGGUUUUCAAUGUGCAAUUAAAAUACCACAAGGCAAGAAGAAGAGUGCAAAAAAGGUUUUCCACUUUAAAAUAGUGAUGUUAUAAAUUAAAAAAAAAAGUGUUACCAUUGCGAAGUGUCGAAGUAGCAUUGAGUACGAAAACAAAAAAUAUGCCACGAAAUUUGUAUGUGGAAAGAAAGUUGAGUGAAACGUAGAGAAGCGCAAGAGCAAAGCGACGGAAGAAACGAAAACCGAGAAAAAACGAAUAUUAAAACAAACGCACUUCCAGUCGAUAGCAAUAAAAAUAAUAAAACGUUAAUUUGUAGCCACAAAAACACUAAAACAAUAACAAACAGCAUACCAAUCAGCCGCUAUUACAAAUACAUAUAUUGCAUAUUUGGACAGCGGUUUCGGUCGACAUUCAAUCCAUUCGAACGGCUGCAAGUAAAAGUGAUUUUGUUACCGGCCACAACGCACGUCGCCUGUGCUAAACAGUUUCAACAUACAUACAUUUUAUUACGACAUUCAGUUUGGGGCUUUUUCUUGUUGUUGUUGUGACAUUGCUUGGUUCGCGCUGAACGCAUAACUUCAAGUGACGUAUUUGCAUUGAUCAAACCAACUCGCUGCGAAAAGAGUUGCUCUUUUAGGAUAAAAUAUUCGAUAGUGGCUGUGGAUCGAAGAUCACUUUUACUAGCUGGAAGCUGAAAAAUAAACAAUAAAUAAAAACUAACAAAAUGAAGCUGUUCUACAUAUUGGCGCUAACGCUUCCUCUACUGGCUCACGGCUAUCCCGCACAGAGUGAAGAUAAAUCCCUCUCACUGGAGGAGGUUGAGCUUCCCGACAGCGAUCACGCCGCCACAGACGGCGAAUCACAAAUACAAAAACGCUCUGGCAGUUUUGAUUAUGUAGCGCAUCUGAAAUCUGGUCUACUCUCGAGCAUCGGACAGGCCUCAGCCUCCAUAGCGUCGGGCAGUUCGGGCGGCAGUAGUAGCAGUGGUGGCGAGAGCUACAAAUCAUACGAGUCGGCUCAUGGCAAUUCUGUAGAAUACAAUCCAUGGUCGUUUAAGAAAUCAGUGCUCAAUACUAUUUUCCAAGCGGUUAAGGCAAUCACCGGCGGUGUGACAGCACUGAAGGGUCAACUCAUAAAGGGUAGCGGUUAUGCGUUGAGCGCCAGUGGCAAUUUGGUUGCCGCUUCGGGUGAUAAGGUCACCGAUGUUGGCAAAGCUAUCAUCAAUUCGGCGCAAAUUAAUUCACAUGGCUAUGGUGCUGUUGUUGCUGUGCAUCCUUUCGCCAAAUUCAGCUCAUUCUCGGGUGCUUCGUCGGGCGGCAGCGGCGGAACUAAACACACUGCUGGUCCAGUUGUGCACACAGAAACCAUUACAACAUACGAAAUACCACCCGGCCACAGCAACUAUGGCCCCCCCUCAAAGCCGCCAACCUAUAGCUCAGCAACGCAUCAAUACUUGCCACCAGGGACGGGCGGUUACAGCGGCGGUGGCGCACCGUUUAGCAGCGGACAUGCGGCAUUUGAAGCGCCCGCUAGCAAUUAUCUGCCCACUGGCUAUGCCAAUGAAGGAAACGAUGACUUCAACAUUUAUGGCCGCCAUCAGAAACUUAGCGAAGCGGAUACACGCAAAGCUGCUGCGCAACUACAAGAAAUCCUUAGCCUGCUGCCUAAUGGCAAAACAGAAUUCACCGCAUCGAAAACAGUCGUGCUGGACACACACAGCCACUCGCCACACACCGGCCCAGGUGCUGAAUUAACAAAUGAGAGCGCUGACUUGCAUACAUAUGGCUUGCAGAAUGAUUUGGGACCACUGGAGUCCCUUUCACACACCGAGUCCAUAACAGCAGCAUAUGGCCAGCGGCCAGGUAAUGCGCCAGAAAAUCCUGCGGACAUUUAUCGCCAAAUGGCUAAGAAGCAAACGGCGGAGGAGAUUUACAUACAAAAGCACCCAAAUGAGGGUUAUGACUAUCGGCCAACGAAUCCACCAGCAGCUAGCAAUGGCAAUCAGGGUGGCGGUUAUCACUACAACAAUUAUCAUGCAACAAGCAGCGCGUUGAAAGAUCUGACACCCAUUAUUGCAGCUUUAGAGGUGGCCAAACGGCGUGGUACCACACAAGCUAACGUGAGUAAACAUUUUGCCGUUGAGAAGAGCGUCUACAAAGUAGAUCCACGAACGGCAGCUAAGUCAAGCAAUCAAUUCAAAUAUCUGGCACCUUCUGUGCAAAAAACAAAGCAUAUAUACUUCGAUCCAGCGCAAAAUAAGGCUGAUAAUGAAUAUAGGCCAACAUAUGUGCCACCACCACCACCAUCACAACCACAACGACCGCAGGCAGUAGCGUCCGGCUCCGCACCAUCAGCUGCGGUAGCAGCGCCGUCACAUACGUACGCCGCACAACAACACUCUGUCGCAUAUGCAGCUCAACAGGCACCUUCACUUACCGUACAACAUGCGCCGGCUGCGUCAUCUUCCUCCGCCUCGUCCUCCUCCUCCUCCUCUGCCUACAAGGUGCGACGUCAAGUGCCGUCGGGCUCUUCGAUUACAGCGCUCAAGGUACAGUCCAAACUGGGGCCGUACUUCAACCACCACGACUACGAGAUAAAUGAUCCGCUCAUGUUCAAUCGCAUGUUGUUGUUUUAAGUGAAACGGCGUAGCGAUCGGCCUACCCACACUGGGUUAAAGGAGCACAACGAAAGCAUUACAAAUUGCAUUUUUCUUAUACAUAUAUAUUUAUUUAUUUAUUAUUUAUUUAUUUAAUUACACUACAAUUUCAUGUAAAGUAGCUUAAGUGAAUGAAUGGCUUUGCAUUUAUCGGAACAGUUGUCGAUAAUAAUCGAAACAAAUAUAUUUAUUGUCAAUAAAACCGUCAGUCAUUAGUAGUAGGUCUGAAAAGAAAAAAUAACAAAAAUAUAUCUACAUAUGUAUGUAUUGACAACAACAUAAUUCGAUAGAGUGUAUUCAUCUAGUUUCUUACUUUGAAAGUAUGUAAUUACAAAGAGAUUUUGAAAAAAAAAAAGAUAUUAAUAUUGGCAUUUAUUUGCGUAUGUCACCCAACCAUUUUACACCUGUAGCUCCUAUCGUUAACUCUGCACUUUCACACUAAAUUCUCCUUCUAUCUCACUCCCGCACUUAGUUUAGUUUUUGCUCCGUCAUCCUCAGCCGAACCUCACUUCUUUAAGUGCUUCAUUUAACUAAUUCUUAC
Rhagoletis zephyria (snowberry fruit fly) is the source of this 3268-nucleotide messenger RNA. RefSeq lists its product as uncharacterized. The record is from RefSeq and is a predicted model, not a curated record. NCBI's taxonomy places the organism in Eukaryota, Metazoa, Arthropoda, Insecta, Diptera, Tephritidae.